Cooperia oncophora is the source of this 645-nucleotide messenger RNA. Lineage: Eukaryota; Metazoa; Nematoda; Chromadorea; Rhabditida; Trichostrongylidae. The record is from the annotation of a GenBank genome assembly.
AUGCUUUUCAUCUGCGGCACCGACUGCAUGCACACAGCAAACCGCACGGUACAACUGGCUGUUGUCAGAUGGAAGACGAUAAGAAAAUUAUUGCUCGUUUUGGGGUUCAAAGCGAAUCGUGGCUUAGGAGAAGUUAAAAUAGCUACCAAAUCUGGUGGACGAGGAAUUUGCAAUGUGAAAUUCAGGGUAUUCAUUGCUCAAAUUGGACCACUAGAGGAAUCAGCAGUAUGGGUGGACGAGACACAGACGGUUCCAGGGCGAGAGGCAGUGCGAACCGUUGCUCAAGCUUCAGAAGAGAGAGACGCUCUGGGACUCAAGCCUACCACAAAGAAAAUGGAUCCAGCCCUUCUGUCCAAACUUUUCCCCGAUAGUUCUGGGAAUAUACGAAUGGAAAGUUUCAACCCUCAGUGGUAUUUGCUGGAGCAUCAUUCGGAAACAUCCAUAGAAGAACUACGGGAGGCACUGAAAAUGAUGCAGCUUGCUAAAGCUGACGAAGCAAAGAAAAGCGAAAAGAUGCACAAGGCCAAUCUUUACUCUCUCAUCAACUGUGUUGAUUCACUAGCUGUCCUGCAUGGAGAACUCGAGCGCAGUAAUAAAGCAGGAGAGUUUGCUGUCAUCAAACAAAUCGGGCAACCAAAUUUCUGA